Sciurus carolinensis (gray squirrel) is the source of this 3841-nucleotide messenger RNA. It is a transcript of the gene Gusb, whose product is annotated as glucuronidase beta. The record is from RefSeq and is a predicted model, not a curated record. Gene Ontology annotation, biological process: carbohydrate metabolic process; glucuronoside catabolic process. Lineage: Eukaryota; Metazoa; Chordata; Mammalia; Rodentia; Sciuridae. The coding region runs from base 251 to 2206 and encodes 651 amino acids. The transcript is spliced from 12 exons. Gene Ontology annotation, molecular function: signaling receptor binding; carbohydrate binding; beta-glucuronidase activity.
GACUUUGCAGACACCAGGCCCGGGUCGGGUGGCGUCCUUGCAGGCACCGGGCCCGGCGGAGGGCGGCGACCUUGCAGGCCUCAGGCCCGGGAUUGGGCAGUGGUCUUGGGUCCGCGACCCGGGUCUGGCGGCGGCCUUGCAGGCACCCGGCCCUCCGCGGGGGGCGCCGGCGAGCUGCCUCCUCCCCGGGGCGCGCGCCUCACCCGGCCACGUGACGCUCUCGCCAGCGACCGGCGGACCCCGCGGAGCCAUGGGCGCGAGGCGGGCGGGCGCAUGGACGGCGCUGGGGCCGCUGCUCUGGGGCUGCGCGCUGGCGCUGCGGGGCGGGAUGCUGUACCCGCGCGAGGGCCCGUCGCGCGAGCGCAAGGACCUGGACGGGCUCUGGAGCUUCCGCGCCGACCUCUCGGACAGCCGGCGCCUGGGCUUUGAGCAGCAGUGGUACCGGCGGCCGCUGCGCGAGUCGGGGCCCACCCUGGACAUGCCAGUCCCCUCCAGCUUCAAUGACGUGGGUCAAGAUGCGCAGCUGAGGAACUUUGUUGGCUGGGUGUGGUAUGAACGGGAGGCAGUCCUGCCUCAGCGAUGGACCCAAGAUCUGGGCACAAGAGUGGUGCUGAGGAUUGGCAGUGCCCACUACUAUGCCAUUGUGUGGGUGAACGGGGUCCACGUGGCAGAGCACGAGGGGGGCCACCUCCCCUUUGAGGCUGACAUCAGCAAGCUGGUGCAGAGUGGGCCCCUGUCUUCUUGCCGCAUUACGGUCGCCAUCAACAACACCCUCACCCCCCACACCCUGCCGCCAGGGACCAUCCUCUACAAGACCGAUACCUCCAAGUAUCCCAAGGGCUACUUUGUCCAGGACAUAAACUUCGACUUCUUCAACUAUGCGGGACUGCAUCGGUCUGUGAUUCUCUACACGACGCCCACCACCUACAUCGAUGACAUCACAGUCACCACUGGCGUGGACCAAGACAUUGGGCUGGUGAAUUACCAGAUUCUCACCCAGGGCAGUGAACACGUGCGGCUGGAAGUGCGUCUUCUGGAUGCGGAGGGCAGAGAGGUGGCCCGCGGCACAGGGGGCCAGGGCCAGCUGCAGGUGCCUGCGGCCCACCUCUGGUGGCCAUACCUGAUGCAUGAGCACCCUGCCUACCUGUACUCACUGGAGGUGAGCAUGACCGCGCAGAUGGACGCGGGGCCGGUGUCCGACUUCUACGCCCUCCCGGUCGGGAUUCGCACCGUGGCCGUCACCGAGAGCCAGUUCCUCAUUAAUGGGAAACCUUUCUAUUUCCACGGGGUCAACAAACACGAGGACGCUGAUGUCCGAGGCAAGGGCUUCGACUGGCCGCUGCUGGUGAAGGACUUCAACCUGCUGCGCUGGCUGGGCGCCAACGCCUUCCGCACCAGCCACUACCCCUACGCCGAGGAGGUGAUGCAGCUCUGCGACCGCCAGGGCGUCGUGGUCAUCGACGAGUGUCCGGGCGUGGGCAUCGUGCUGCCCCAGAGCUUCGGCAACGCGUCCCUGCAGCACCACCUGCGCGUGAUGGAGGAGCUGGUGCGCAGGGACAAGAACCACCCGGCCGUCGUGAUGUGGUCUGUGGCCAACGAGCCCAGCUCCUUCCUGAAGCCCGCGGGCUACUACCUGAAGACAGUGAUCGCCCACACCAAAGCCUUGGACCCCACCCGGCCUGUGACCUAUGUGACCAACUCCAACUACGCAGCAGACCUGGGGGCUCCCUACGUGGAUGUAAUCUGUGUGAACAGCUACUACUCUUGGUAUCACGACUACGGGCACCUGGAGGUGGUCCAGCUGCAGCUGCGCACCCAGUUCGAGAGCUGGUAUAGGACCUACCAGAAGCCAAUCAUUCAGAGCGAGUACGGGGCCGAGACCAUCGCAGGGUUUCACGAGGAUCCGCCUCUUAUGUUCAGUGAGGAGUACCAGAAAAGUCUGCUAGAGCAGUAUCAUUUGGUUCUGGACCAAAAACGCAAAGAAUAUGUGGUUGGAGAGCUCAUCUGGAACUUUGCCGAUUUCAUGACUAACCAGUCACCGCAGAGAGCACUGGGGAACAAAAAGGGGAUCUUCACUCGGCAGCGGCAGCCCAAGAGCGCAGCCUUCCUUUUGCGAGACAGAUACUGGAAACUCGCCAAUGAAACCAGGUACCACCGUUCGGUGGCGAAGUCACAGUGUCUGGGAAACAGCCCGUUCACUCUUUAAAGCCAGAGCUACCUCUCCACGACCCCUCAGCUGGCCCCCGCGCAAGGAAGGGGCGACUUCCACACCUGCAGAACAAGUGCCUCUUGCCGUGCUGAUGGCACUAGCCUCUGGUCUGGACUGUGGAAAUCCGCUAGAAGGGGAUGGUAUCAGAAGCAAAAAUAAAGCUUUUCUAGAAUGGGACAGAGGGUCUGCAUCAGUGGCUGCCUUACACUGAGUGAGUGGCCCUGCUAAGGAGCAAGUGGAACCCCGUUGGUGUGUCACUCUUCUGCAGCCUUUGCUGUGCAGGGACCACGUCACAGAUGUGGUCACUAGGGCCACCUGUGCUCUUAGACCCAACCAGGCCAGCCUUGACCCAGGGGAGUAAAGCCCCCAGAUGAGCUGAGCCCCACAGGCACUGAUGGCUGCACAGAGGUGCUGCACCCUGCGGGGCUGACAAGUCCGCCUGCCACCUUCCCCAGUCUCCUGGCAAGUGAGCGUAGAAAGGCUCAAGCGUGGACGAGCAUCCAGUCAGAGGUCACCAGUGCUUGUGCCAGCCUCGGCCAGCCUGGUCCUGCGGACAGGACAGGAGUGGGAACCCGCUGGCUCCCUCACAGCUGGUGCCCUGUCUGCGGUGACAUUUCUGGCAGGCAGUGCCAGAAGUAAGAGGUCCUCCACGCCUUCACGCCUCACGGCUGACUCUUCCUCCUGUGUUCUCCCAGAGCAGGGUCCCUCUCCUCAGGGAAUUUUCCCUUCUCCUCUUCCAAUGGCCUGGUGAGGCAAGUAAAAUAUAUUACACCUAAGAUUUGAGUUUCUGUCGAUCCUGGUUUAAAGCUAAAUGUUUUGGAAAAAUACUCCUUUUGGUGUCCAGUCAAAUGGAAGACAGUGAACCAACACAGUUCUGGAUCCGGAACUUGAUUCACUUCUCUUGCAGUUGAUUCCUGUCUCAACACUUUCCUUUUCAGCCUUAUCUCCAAGCUCCGUGAAAGAAAGAGUAAAUGGAACUUAGCCUAAUUGCAUUAGGUGUCUUCAGACCACUUUUUAAGUCAGUUCAAAUAGUAAGUCGGGAAUUCAUGUCACCACUGAACUUAAGAUCUUCAAAAUAAUCAAGUUUUAUAUUCCAGUUUAAUGUCAAAGAAUAUAUAAAGUUCCUUUAGUGGGCAAACAUUAAACAAAAAUUAAACAUAACAGACACAUAUAAAUGUUUUACAAAUUAGGGACAGGGUCCAAUUCUUGGGCCCUAUAAAUCUAGCACACAACAGGUCUGUUCUGUCGGUGAAGCAUGGCCAAGCUCUACCUCAGAUGGAUUCGUCCUUUUGUAGGUGUUCAGAGGACAGUGGGAGUGGGGCAUUCCAGGCGAGCUCCAGGAAAGCUAUGCACGUCUGCUCAGCAUUCUAUGUAGGCAGAACUGGAAACAGCUAACACCUCUGGUCACCAGCAACAACCCACAGGAAUCCCAAGACCUAGAGUCCAGGGAAGCCACUCUCAGAUCUGUACCUGCAGAGGUGAGGUCACACACAGCAUCACUUCAAGCACACUCUAAAGGUUCCUACUGAGUCUAGAAAGACUUCAUUCUGCUUCUUUUAAAAAAUUUAAUGUUGUAGCACAAGAACAAGGGCAGCCAACUUCCACAGGUAACUUCUACAUUUAUUUUAUACC